CGCGUCAUUGACACCCAUAAAAGAUGUGUCAUAUUGGCCCCUCAAGACUGCAAAUAUGCCACUCUAAGCUAUGUUUGGGGUAGAGGAGGUGACCUCAUACAAGCAAAGCUGGGGAAUAUUGACGACCUAGGCAAGAAAGGAUCUCUUGCAGAUGAUAGCUGCUUGCCAGCAACAAUCAAUAAUGCAAUAGAGGCAUGUUUAAGCCUAGGAAUAUCAUUUCUCUGGGUUGAUCGACUUUGCAUAUUACAAGACGAUGAGCCAUGCAAAAAGGCAAUUCAGCUGAAUGCUAUGGGCAAGAUAUACAAUCAGUCAUAUCUAACCCUAGUUGCUAUGGCAGGAAGUGAUGCACAUUACGGUCUUCCUGGAACAAAUGCACAGAGGCGAUCCCCACUGUGGACAGGUCAAACACAGGGAAUAUACCUGCUUAAAGACAUUGACGCGUACGAUAAGAUUUGUCGAUCCUCAAAAUGGCAAACUCGAGGAUGGACA
This is a messenger RNA of Aspergillus piperis CBS 112811, 489 nucleotides long. RefSeq names its product HET domain-containing protein. The annotation marks the transcript as partial. The transcript has a single exon. The record is from RefSeq and is a predicted model, not a curated record. Lineage: Eukaryota; Fungi; Ascomycota; Eurotiomycetes; Eurotiales; Aspergillaceae.